Gasterosteus aculeatus aculeatus (three-spined stickleback) is the source of this 6295-nucleotide messenger RNA. It is a transcript of the gene evi5l, whose product is annotated as ecotropic viral integration site 5 like. Gene Ontology annotation, molecular function: small GTPase binding; GTPase activator activity. Gene Ontology annotation, biological process: regulation of GTPase activity. NCBI's taxonomy places the organism in Eukaryota, Metazoa, Chordata, Actinopteri, Perciformes, Gasterosteidae. The record is from RefSeq and is a predicted model, not a curated record.
CCGCCCAGCGCCGUGCUCACGCAGAGGACACGGGCCGCCAGCCUGUCGGCGCGAUGAACCCGUCAUGACAGAAGCUGCCGUUUACAUCGAACCCCCCGUGGAAGCGCAGGCUGCGUCGCACGGCUGUCAUGGUGGCUCCUGAAAACCUCCCCAGAAACAUUCUCCUCCUCUAAUUCCGUUCACGCGCGCGAGCAGCACGAUGACACUGCGCCGGACGGCCCGCCUGUAUUCGUCCUCGGUGGUUUAUUACGAUUUUAAUUAGCUGGACACGUUUGACAUUUACGGAGGACUGAUGUGGGAGCGACGAGGAACGUGCCGCUGUGGUUAUGGAAGUGCAGCGCAGGUUUGAAGACCUCUGAUCCCAUUGGCUACACGGCCAGACUGGUGGCCAAUCAGGCGACAGCCGGGUCCACUAAGGAGGGAGACGGUGAGACCGGAAGACCCUUCGACCUCACCCACACCGCUUCACCCGUUCCACUCCAACCUUCAGCGCCAUGUCUGUACCCAGCGGCAGCCCGGAGAGAGUGGGCUCCAGCGGGGCCCCACUUCUGCUAGAGUGCCCUUCUCCUUCCGGCAUGGACCCGGACCCCCCAUCAACGGGCAGCCCGGUGCUCAGCCCGGACUCGUCCGCGCCGGCCGCGUCCCCGGCAGACUCGGAGAACUUGAGUCCAGAUGAACUGGAGCUGCUGGCCAAACUGGAGGAGCAGAACAGGCUCCUGGAGGCCGAUUCCAAGUCCAUGCGCUCCAUGAGCGGUUCGCGGCGCAACAGCGGCUCCUCGCUGGUGUCCAGCUCCUCGGCCUCGUCCAACCUGUCUCACCUGGAGGAGGACACCUGGAUCCUGUGGGGCCGCAUCGUCAACGAGUGGGAAGAGUGGAGACGCAAGAAAGACAAACUCCUGAAGGAGUUGAUCAGGAAGGGAAUCCCUCACCAUUUUCGGGCCAUCGUCUGGCAGCUGCUGGGCAACGCCACCGACAUGCCGGUGAAGAACCAGUACUCCGAGCUGCUGAAGAUGUCGUCGCCGUGCGAGAAGCUCAUCCGCAGAGACAUCGCCCGCACCUACCCCGAGCACGAGUUCUUCAAAGGCCAGGACAGCCUGGGCCAGGAGGUCCUCUUCAACGUCAUGAAGGCAUACUCUCUGGUGGAUCGAGAGGUGGGCUAUUGCCAAGGCAGCGCAUUCAUAGUUGGUCUGUUGCUUAUGCAGAUGCCCGAGGAGGAGGCGUUUUGUGUCUUUGUGCGCCUGAUGCAGGAGUACCGUCUGAGGGAGCUGUUCAAACCCAGCAUGGCCGAGCUGGGCCUCUGCAUCUACCAGUUUGAGUACCUGCUACAGGAGCAACUUCCAGAGCUGAACGUCCAUUUUCGAUCCCAGAGUUUCCACACGUCCAUGUACGCCUCGUCCUGGUUCCUCACCCUUUUCCUCACCUUCCUCCCUCUGCCCGUCGCCACGCGCAUCUUCGACAUCUUCAUGUAUGAGGGCCUAGAGAUUAUCUUCCGCGUGGGCUUGGCCAUCCUGCAGUACAACCAGACGGACCUCAUUCAGCUGGACAUGGAGGGCAUGUCGCAGCAUUUCCAGAAGGUGAUCCCCCACCAGUUUGACAGCUGCACAGACAAGCUGAUCCUCAGGGCCUACCAGGUCAAGUACAACCCCAAGAGGAUGAAGAAACUUGAGAAGGAAUACACCACAAUCAAGAACAAAGAAAUGGAGGAACAAAUUGAGAUCAAGAGGUUGCGCACAGAAAACCGACUGCUGAAGCAGAGGAUUGAGACUCUGGAGAAGGAAAGCGCCGCUCUGGCAGACAGGCUGAUUCAGGGUCAGGUGACGAGGGCGCAGGAAGCGGAGGAGAACUACGUGAUCAAGCGGGAGCUGGCGGUGGUGAGGCAGAAGUGCAACGCAGCCAAUGAGAGCCUGGAGAAAGCGCAGGACAACAUCAGAGAGCUGCAGCAACAGAAGUACACGGAGCAGUUUGUGAGCAACCUGCAGAACCAGCUGGAGCAGUCCAAGCUGCGUGAGGCCGAACUACAGGGAGCACUGAAGGAGAUGCAAGACAAGGUCCUGGACCUGGAGAAGAGGAGCACGUGUCUGCCCGAUGAGAACAACAUGGCGGCUCUGCAGGAGGAGGUGAAGCAGAUGAAGCUGAGGGAGCUGGAGACGUUGCACUCGUUCAAAGAGAUGCAGGAUUCCGUCACAGAGCUCAACCAGCGCUGGCAGCACCACAUGUCCCGCGGCAGCACCACGGGUGGGGGCGGCGGCCACUGGAAGGAGUCCCCGAAGAAGAAUGCCAUGAACGAGCUGCAGGACAAACUGAUGACGGUCCGACUGAGGGAAGCCCAGGCUCAGGCGGAGCUCCGAGAGGUCAAACUCAAAGCUCUGCAGCUGGAGAGCCAGAACCAGAUCCACAGCAAGCUGAUUGGCCGAAAUGAUCAGGAACGCUCUGCCCUGCAGGACCGGCUCCAGAUGCUUUCCAAUCAGAACAAAGGUCUCCAGGCCCAGCUCAACGAGAUGAAAAGGAAGCAGUCCGAGUCCGACUGCAAGAGCAAAGAGGAGGUGAUGGCGGUGCGACUGAGGGAAGCAGACAGUAUGGCUGCCAUGGCUGAACUCAGGCAGAGGAUUGCUGAUCUUGAGAUACAGAAGGAGGAAGGGCUGAUCCAGGGCCAGCUGAACCACUCGGACUCCCGACAGUACAUCAACGAGCUGCGGGACCAGAUCGCUGAGCUCAAGAACGAGGUCAGGCAGCUGCGAGGGCAGAAGGCUGCCCCCGGCUCCAGGCUCGGCAGCGGAGUAGGCGGCACCAACUACCAGGAUCUGUGCCUGGCCAGCCCCGCCUCGGCCGAGGGAGACUACCUGAGCUCGGACGAGGACCUCCUGCCCAGCCCGCUGCCUCCGGGCGGUCUUUACCACGGCCUCUCCGGCCCGUGUCACCCGUCUGCCCGCCUCGACAGCGAGGGCAGCACGGACAGCGAGGUGGAGGAGCGGGCUCUGACCCAUCCGGACCCUCAGCAGCUGUACGGCGGCAUGGUGUGCGCCGAGGCGCUGGACAACUGAGCCCCAGGGGGAGAGAGGGAGGGGGAGAGGGGGGGAAGGGGGUGUUGUCCCUCCUCUCCUGUUACCGUCUCCUCCGACUUGUUCCCCCCGGUCCGCUGUCCCGUCCCGUGUUUCCCAAACAAGAGGUAACCUAAAGCCUCGCUCCUUGUUCCCUCGUGUAACCGGGCAACCAUCCAAACACAAAGACGUGACACGCAACCAAACAAAAGAGGAGGGACACCGGACCGAGACCGGGGUGCUCAGAAAGAAACUCUGUGACGGAGUGACCGUGAUGGGACUCCUCUUGCUGACUGGUUCAGAGUUAAACAACCUCUCUUACCUUUUUAAACUCUCGUUAGGAAGAAACGCACAAAACAAGAAGAAAAACUAUCAGCCAUCCAUUUACCUCUCAGUAGACAAAGUGUUGAGAGGAAGACAGGUGGUGAGUAUGAGACGAGAGAGCGACAGGUGCAGUGUAGGAUAUAUAUGUACGCAUCAAACUGUACAAGAUGGCAUCUGUCAUGUGUUACUUUAUCAUACUAAAUGUGUGCAACGUCAUGCCGGUUAAUGCAACAGUUCAUGUCAAAACCUAAAAAAACACGAUCACCCGAACCCAGAGAACAAGGACGGAAGAACCUCGAUGUUGCCAAAUCUUUUUUUUUUAUUAUUAUUUAUAUGUUGUAAUUUAUUUUGAUAUUUUUUAAAUAUAUUUUAUAUAUCUAUAUGAAACUAUAGGAGUGUAGAGAAACCGACAGAGGCCAAACUUUAUACACCGUCCUUUGUGCCAACUAGUCGCCUGUUGCAGGCGUGCUGUGAGACGGAAAUGUGCUGCUAUGAUUUGCAAUUUACUUCUUUUCUUUCUGUUGUUGUUUUAAUGUAAUCUUUGUGAGAUGAACAUGCCAUCUCCACGUUUGACCUGAUUCCUCCCUGGAGAUUCAAAAGUUUCAUCAACGAUGGGAACCGUUUUCGCCCAAACUGAGCGUGAUCAUUGUUUACGUGUGUGUUCGUGGAACUUUUCAGGACAUUCAUUUGCUUCCCUUCUGAGAAUUACGCGGGAGGACUGUGGCCCUUCUGCAAUUUGUCUGCUAGUUAUGAAGCUACAGCAAUAAGGCAGUUAGCUUAUGUUAAUGCUACAUGCUAAAGUUUCAUUGGCACAACUAGAAAAGGAUCAAGGGUUGGGUAGUGAUUGAGUAAUGUCAAUAACAACAGCAAGUUAAAUGCAGAAUCUAGCUAUGGUUUGCUGAAAUUAGUUUAGCAUGAUACGUUAAUGGUCAUUCCAGUCAGAGCAGCUAGAAAAAGGAGAAACCCGGACCGGGGUCGUGGUACCAAGAGCGAGGAGGUCGCUGCCCGUGUGAAAACCAGAAUUCUGAGGCUAUUUGUCAUGUAACUUCUGUACUUUAGCAACACGGAUACCAUGAAGUUACAUGUUGUAACGUCCCAAACCACAACUAUUACCCCGAACCUGGUUGUUUCCUGAGAAAACUGAAGUUAAGAUUUAAAAUACUGCAUUUCUUACAUGCAUGCAGGUAAAUUGUGGUGCUGCACAUUUUGAAGGAACAUGUGGGCGGAAAUGGAAUUUUCAUACGGUAUCAUUUGAUAUCAUAGCUUCGUAUUUUAAAUAACAUGUUAAAUAUGAAACUAUGAUCUGUGUCGAUUCAGUUCUCAGUGCAGUUACCACUGAGUGCAGGUUCCUUUUAAUCAGCCCCAUAUGCGCCACAAGAACGGCUCUGAUCUGGAACCAACCCUUCAUGCGCUCGUAUCACUCAUCUGAAUCUGCAGCUGGGAGCGGCUCAUAUCGUAAGGAUGCCAACAGUGCGCGGGUUGGAAAAUAUUUUGCAUAUCAGACAUUAAAGUAUUCUGUGGAAUAAAAAAAGCAUAAAGUACAUGAGUAAGAUUUAAAGCUGUGUCCGUGUCAGAGUGUUGCUGAAGCUGGUGAGUGCGUAUAGUUUUAUCAAACAGGGUGUCGUCUGUGUAGAGCAGCGAUCGGCUUUUUGCACAGCAGGGAAAUCUGAUCAUGUCUUCAAGCGGUCAGAGACGAUGUGGUUGAAUGGGUUCGGCAUGGGAUCAAUACUUUUCUCCUUCCUGAUUUUGUGAUGGGCUUCAUUAUUCUAGACUAAUGUUGUAGGACUUGUUUAAAUUCUCUGAAGGCCUGUUUCUAACGUUGUUGUGCAAUACAAGGAAUGGCGAUGGUGAGAUUUUUACUUGAAUCUUCCAGCGAUGGCCAUCACAGAGCUAAAGAGGAUGUUGGUUUGCCCACCAUAGUGAUGCAAAUAACCGCCUCUUAGUGGUCGUUGGUGGGUUUGGCAACGGAGGUCUACUCACAGUCUGGAUAUCGUCCAAAUGAAGCUUGGUGUCAGUUCAGCUGCUUCUAGUCCUUUGUUUUAAGAUCACUCUAUCAUAUUUAUCUAUUUGAUGCAUUUACUUUGCCUUUUUAAGGUAUUGUUUCAUAGUUAACAGUCCUUCUCUUGAGUGAUUUAAAGGAUUUACAUGAGUGAUGUAAUGUGUGAGGUAUCGUUGGAUCAGGAGGACAACAGUGUUGACUUUAAGGUGACGGUGUACUCUGUGAGAAUCGCUUGCUUCCGGCGCUGUCAACAACACAUCUGAGCGCUGUUCCUUAACACAUCUGUACACUGCUGUCCAGGGAUGGUGCUCUUGCUCUCGCUACUGUCUAAAUACAAGAAAAUCUACUGUGACGAAACAUUUUGAUAUGUUUGGAAAUUCCUUUUGAAUAAUUGUUGUAGCUCUCAUCUUUACUCCGUACUUUGGUUCCUCCUGCUAACAGCAUUACACGAGAUGGUAAUGAUUAGACAUCCUAACGUGCCAUAAUAGUAGGUAGUUUAUAACUUAAUGCGCGUUUAAGGGGGGUUUCAGCCCGUCACUAAACAGCCAUGUGAUAUAAAGUGAAUAUUGUGUGGACUGAAAGGUUGCACCGAGUGGCUCCGGAUGUGUCAUCUUGAAACUGAUACACAAUCAGGAGAUAAGAUGAUAAUGUGCAAAAACAGUGCGUGUCACAUGUGAGUUCUUCCUGGUUAGUCGGGUGUUUUUCAUUUCUCAGAUCCAUGCGCCGGCUGUGACGGCUGUUAAAUGUUCGCAGCGUCAUACCCAGGAACCCUGCCGCCCUCUCGCUUUCUGUCUUGCAAUUCAACUGAUGUUAUCAAAUAUAUGAAAUGACAGUAAAGGUUAUUUAGAUUCCAGUAUGAUGGGGGAGAGAAAGUACUUUUCAGUGUUCUGUAUCCUUAUGAAUGAUACGAAAUAAACUUUGACAAUGCACCUUU